Molecule: messenger RNA, 1911 nt
Organism: Aspergillus saccharolyticus JOP 1030-1
Lineage: Eukaryota; Fungi; Ascomycota; Eurotiomycetes; Eurotiales; Aspergillaceae
Exons: 6
Coding region: 1-1911 (636 amino acids)
Biological process (GO): DNA-templated transcription
Cellular component (GO): nucleus
Molecular function (GO): DNA binding; zinc ion binding
Source: RefSeq, a predicted model, not a curated record
AUGAACACCAACUCCUCGUAUUUGAUUCGAACGUCGUUCUCGUUCCUCGCACCAAGAUGGGCGGCGGCGAAGGUCUCAGGAUCCGCCGGGGUUGCGGUCGCACCCAGGGCAUCCAGGCAAGAGACGCGGGAGCGACUGAGCCAAUUGGAAUCUCGUGUGGAGCGAAUUGAUGGCUUCUUCCAGACGCUGACUAAACAACUCCCACCACAUUCUGCGCCCUCUCCACAGACCCAACCAUUCUUACAGAGGGUCCUGCAGGACCCUGCACAAGCCGUGACUCCAGCUCAAGGAAUCGCGCCUCUGCAGUCUUUCGACCCAACUAGAUGCUUUUAUCCACCACCAGAAGUCCUUUCCCUUCUAGUGGACGUACACAUCGAGAAGAUACAUGGCCAACCACUCCCUCUUUUCGACAAAGACAAACUCUGCGUGCAGAGCCGUCACUUCCCUGAUUUCCUUCUGCAAGCCUUCUUGGCCCUCACCUUGCUUUUCGCGGAGCCUCAAUUCUACAGGAAUGCCAAGAAGCAAGCCAUUGACCUAUAUCUUCGAUCUGCGCGCCCGACGGUCAUCCAACUAGCAGCGGAAGGAACCCCGUCACUUCCUGUGUUGCAAGCACUAUGCCUGCUAACCUUGUGCGAUCUUGCUGCCGGCCGACACGCACGAGUGUGGAUGAAUGUCGGAAUUGCCGCAAGACUAGUACUUUGCUUCCCCGCAGCGGGAACGGGAUCUGCGACAGAAAAGGAUUCAUCAAUGCGCGAUGACCAAAGGCGGUGCUGCUGGAGUGUGUAUAUCCUUGAAAGGGUGUUUGCCGCCGGGCCGAGCCUCCUGGGGAGCAGCAGUUUAGACCCGCUGAGUCAGAUGGGGUACCCCGCCAGCCCUCCGCGGCCCCGCUCGCUCGUUGCCAAUGAUGACGGCUCUGUACCCAAUGCCUUUCCAACCAUUCGGGCGGCGGGGGACCUGGGCAUACAAGCGUACUGUCUGCAAGUGACGGGCCUGUGGUAUGAAGUUCUGGGGUACCUGCGAGAACGCCUGGUCAACGCGACCGACGACGACCCCUGGAUCGCUUCAUCCCGCUAUCACACGCUGGUGGCCCACUACUACGAGUUCGAGACGGGAAUCUCCCAGCGGCACCGAUAUCGGAACCUUGGCUUCCACACCAUCACCGCCAGCGAGCUCCUGCAGCACAAGGAAUACUGGACCGCGUGGCUAUAUCUGCAGGUGACUUUUCAUGCUGGUCAGGCACUCCUGCAUCACCCUCUCUUCCACAUUACCCAUAAUCGACGUGCAUCGUCCAAAUUGCCACCCCCGUCCUUCCUGCAACAGACGAUAGACCAAUCCCUGCUGCACGCCGGCUGGCCGACACGCUUGGUCCGCACAUGGGGCAAGCACGGGAUAGAAGUCAAUGAUCCCUUUCUGGGCCAGCUCGUGGCCACGGCUGCCAGUAUACACUGGAUCUUCCAGUUCGCGAGCGAGAGAACCAUCGCAGACCGGGCACGGGCGGAUUUUGAGCAAUGCCGGCGCUUUCUGACCGAUCUAAUGGCCCGAUGGCCGCAUGUUGCGGGGAUGGUGGACAAGCUGGGGUAUCUACAAAGCCUGCUGUCAACCCAGGGUACUGGAACGAGCAGCAUCCCGCCUUUCAAGUGGUCGGCUAUGUGGGACUUGUUGGACCCUCAUCCACCACACAACAGCGUUGAGAAAUGCCAUUCAGGCUUUGUGCCUGGUGGCCAACCGCUCUCCACCCAGUACCUGGUGCCGUUGCGCGAGUCAUCGCCGGACCGGUCGGCGUCCUGGCAAGACGACCCCGUGCUGCCUUCGUCGGAAUGGAACAACAGUGACCUGUUCAAUCUCCUGGAUAUCCCGUAUUUCGGGUCGGGCUUAUCGCAACCGGGGCUCGAAUGGCCAGGGGAGUUGUAA